UUUAUUUUUUUUCUUAUACAUAUUUUUUUUUUUUUUUUUUUUUUUUUUUUGUAAUAUAAUGGGUCAAGGUGAAAGUAAAUUUAAAGGCACAUUUACAUUUGCCUAUGUAAAAAAAGAAUUUUCGCCAACGACUGCUACAAGUGUAUUAACAACAGAAAAUACUGAUAUUUUAUUGAUAAAUCCUCAAGAGUAUGGAUUAAAACAACGUGAUUCUGGAUACUAUGACCCUAGUUUAGUAAAUGACUUGAAUUAUAUCGACACAACUUAUUAUUCUGCAUCCAAAACAAGCAUAACAACAAUAACAACAACAACAGCUGACCAACAACAACAGGAACAGGAUAUAAAUCAAACCCAGAUUUCAUUUGCUGAGGUCAUGGCUACCAGCGAAAAAGGAUUCGAGCAAGUAUAUUUGUCCCGUAGAUCUAUAGAUAGACUUAGUCCAAAUAUAGGAAUGUUAACAAUGAUUCGCAAAUUAGACUUAUCAAAUAAUCAGUUGACCGAAUUACCAGAAUCAAUUGGAUAUAUGCAAAGUUUAGACACACUCAUACUUUCAAAGAACGAAUUAAAAUCUAUUCCUGACACUAUUGGAUAUCUAUCGAAUUUGUCAGAUUUGGAUUUAUCAUCAAACGCAAUUGUAGAAUUAACACCCUGUAUAAGUUAUCUAAAAAAACUCAAGAAUCUAUCGCUUGCUUACAAUCAGAUCUCUUAUUUACCAACAACUAUCACUGGAUUAACUAAUUUAAUUUCACUUGAUUUGACUCGGAAUCCACUCCGAGUUCUGCCUGCAGAAAUAUCACAACUACCAUUUUUGAGAAAACUAAGACUUGACGAUAUACCAUUUGACAGUACUUUGGAAUACACUUUAAGUCAUAAUGCACCCAGUUUAGUUGAAAUCUGUGCAAGAAUUGUAACAAGAAAAGCAAUCCCAAUUUCAAAUUUAUUACCUGAUCACAUGGUUUCUUACAUCAAAUCUGCAAAGUCAUGUACUUCUUGUCAUGGCCCUUUUUAUGAAUCAUUUGUAUUGCGUGGAAGGCUGAUGGAAAAAACUGAUAUGCAUAUACCAUUAGAAUAUACCCUUUGUUCUGCUCAUUGGUCAGACGCUAACGAUCGUAUCCAAAGCAUGUUUUCAGAACAGCCUUAUACAACAAGUCAAGUAGUCCAUCAACCCUAUAGACCAAAUUUACCCUGCCCAACAAAACCCACGACAGAAUUGUUAUCCGUAUUAAGCCGUAAAAGACAUACACCGGUGGAUAACCAGUUAGUUCCUGCUGUAACUACAAACGAGGCUCCAUCUAAAAAACUGGGGAGUCUAUCCCUCAGAUUAAAAAGACCGUGGUAGUCUUGUUCUCAUUAUAUAUUUACAUGUAUUCACUAUUAUAUUUCUAUACCCUCAUAGAUUAGUUUUUAAAUAAAAUAAAACCCCUCACCCUUGUUUAUCUACUAUUUGUCACACACUACAUUUUUUGACCAUCUGUGUGUGUCGAUACACAAGCAUGAAUGAACGUGUU
Mucor mucedo is the source of this 1508-nucleotide messenger RNA. RefSeq lists its product as uncharacterized. The record is from RefSeq and is a predicted model, not a curated record. The coding region runs from base 59 to 1339 and encodes 426 amino acids. Gene Ontology annotation, molecular function: protein binding. Lineage: Eukaryota; Fungi; Mucoromycota; Mucoromycetes; Mucorales; Mucoraceae. The transcript is spliced from 2 exons.